Molecule: messenger RNA, 900 nt
Organism: Xenopus tropicalis (tropical clawed frog)
Lineage: Eukaryota; Metazoa; Chordata; Amphibia; Anura; Pipidae
Gene: morn3
Product: MORN repeat containing 3
Exons: 6
Coding region: 118-834 (238 amino acids)
Cellular component (GO): acrosomal vesicle
Source: RefSeq, a predicted model, not a curated record
GCUGAGCCAUGUGACUGUUAGCCAAGCGUCCUGUUGCUGUGGAGACCAGAGUCUCUGUGGAGCUGGCAGCAGUUAGAACCCUGUCCUGUCUGAUUUCCUACUACACAGCUGCAUGACAUGCCUUUAGUUAAGGCUCCAAAGAAGGCAGAGCCAGUCUGGAAGGAAUGGGAUGCCAAAGCACAGAAGGCAGGUCUGAGACACACAAUUUACAGUAUAAAUGGAGAUGAGUACACAGGAGAGUGGCUAAAUAACCUCAGACAUGGCAAAGGCACCUUUAUGUGGAAAAAAAGCAAAUCCAUUUAUGAAGGUGAUUGGAAAUGUGGCAAAAGGAGUGGAUUUGGCACAUACAGCGUGCAAGAUUCUAAUACUGGUGAAUAUGUAAAAGUUUAUUCAGGCUACUGGGAUAAUGACAAAAAACAUGGAUAUGGGACUCAUUUCUACUCGGCCAAUGAGUAUUACGAAGGGGAGUGGAAGUGUGGAAAGAGAUGUGGCUGGGGAAGAAUGUACUUUGCAAACAGAGAUAUUUAUGAAGGAGAAUGGUCGGAAGACAAGCACAGUGGACAGGGAAUGCUAUGCCUAGCUAAUGAGAAUCGAUAUGAGGGUUCCUGGAAGGAUGGGAAGAAGGAUGGGCCGGGCAAAUUUUACUACCUUGAUAAAGGCCAGCUAUAUGAAGGAGUAUGGAUUGAAGAUAUCCCAAAAUGUGGAACUAUGAUUGACUUUGGACGAACAGAAGCACCAUAUCCAACAAAAUAUCCAUUACCUGAGGUGAAAGUAGCAGAUCCUGAAGGUGUUUUGAAAGAAGCGCAGGAAUACUUGCUUGGAGACCAUAACUGAAUCAUCAUUGCUGGGAAUCUUUAAGACAUUUAUUCAGAAGGAGAAAAAAAUGGACACACAAGAGAA